This is a messenger RNA of Scleropages formosus (Asian bonytongue), 856 nucleotides long. Its product is annotated as claudin-10-like. The transcript has 5 exons. The coding region runs from base 68 to 790 and encodes 240 amino acids. Gene Ontology annotation, molecular function: structural molecule activity. Gene Ontology annotation, cellular component: bicellular tight junction; membrane. Lineage: Eukaryota; Metazoa; Chordata; Actinopteri; Osteoglossiformes; Osteoglossidae. The record is from RefSeq and is a predicted model, not a curated record.
UCUCCGCGCACCGUCCUGCAGCCCAACCAGCAGCGGCCCGCUCCGGAGCUUCGCAAGGCUCGCAGCCAUGGAGCACAGGGAGGUGAUCAUGUACACGGAGAUCGGUUGCUUCGUCCUCUGCGUCUCCGGCUGGAUUCUUAUGUGCUCCACCAUGCCCACAGAGUACUGGAACUACUCGACGGUGGACGGCAUCGUCCUCACCACAGCCAACUACUUCUCAAACCUGUGGAAGGACUGCAUCUCCGACUCCACGGGGGUGUCCGACUGCAAGGAGUUCCCCUCCCUGUUGGGUCUUGACAUGUACAUCCACGUGUGCCGGGCGCUGGUCAUCACAGGAAUCAUCCUGGGCUUUUUCGGCGCCGUCCUCGCCCUGGUCGGGAUGAAGUGCACCAAGAUCGGCGGGUCAGACAUCACCAAUGCCAGGAUCACGUUUGCAGCGGGAAUGAACUACAUCAUUUCUGGACUCUGCGGCAUGAUUGCAUUCUCUUGGUAUGGCAAUAGAAUCAGAGAGGAGUUUGUGGAUCCUAAUUUCAAGGCACAGAAAUACGAGAUUGGAGCUGCCGUGUUUAUUGGCUGGGGGGGCUCCACGUUGCUCAUCGUCGGAGGGUUUGUUUAUAGCAUCUUUGCUGGGAAGGAGGGACUGGGUUCCAGAUCCAAGAGCCUAAGCAAGCCCAUCUCUUCCGCCUCCACUUUGUCCAGACAGGUAUAUGUGCCAGGCAUACCGGAGCAGGACCUGGAGAGCCGGAGGGGAAAGGCAAACCGAUACUUCAGCAGAGACGCUUAUGUGUGACCCAGCAUGGGACCCAGAAUCUGUACAAAGGGACAAGGAUGCCAAGGACGUUCCCAAAGCCGUGCC